Molecule: messenger RNA, 3190 nt
Organism: Habropoda laboriosa
Lineage: Eukaryota; Metazoa; Arthropoda; Insecta; Hymenoptera; Apidae
Gene: Vps50
Product: syndetin
Exons: 9
Coding region: 163-2970 (935 amino acids)
Biological process (GO): endocytic recycling; retrograde transport, endosome to Golgi
Cellular component (GO): EARP complex
Molecular function (GO): SNARE binding
Source: RefSeq, a predicted model, not a curated record
UUUAAGAAAUAGAUUCUUUGUACUUACGAAAUGGAGUUAAUUAAAUAACCACGACGAGAUGCGAAUUUUAUUUGUUAUGCCAAUUACAUGGAGAGAAACAACGAGACAUCGAGUAAAUACAUGAAAAUGUAUCAAACGAAAUUUUGAAGAAAUAUUUACAGUAUGGAGGAUCUAAAGUGUAAAUUUUUCGGUCUUAUUAACAAACAGAAUGCAACCAAGAUUCCACUUAUGGGUUUAAGUCCAGAUCUACUCAAUCCGUCAGAAGCUCAGAAAUCAGAUGACAUACAACAUAAAGUUGAUCAUUCAACAGAAAGUAAACGCAUUCCUGAUGAAAAUAUAUUAGAAUCUAUAGAGAAAAUUUAUUUUGAGACAGAUCAGAAUUUUGAUGCUUGCAGACAUGAGUUAAAAAAAUUGCCAAAAGUGCUGCAAUCUACAGAAAUUGAAAAGUGUUACGAAAAACUUAAGCAGCAACAUCAGGUUGUCUCAAGUAAAGUCCUCCAACAUAUUUUGGAAAAACAGGAUGCUUGCAAGGAAGAAUUUGAAAAGAUUUUACUAAUACAAGAACAAUUACAAGACGUGUUAGAAAUAUGCAGAAUGGGAAGAGCUGAUCUAAAGUUAGCGGAAAGACAAUUCACAACAGCUAGUUUAGGAAUAUUAGCAAAUUAUAAAAGAAGGCAAAUUGUAGAAGAACUAUUAAACAACUUAAAUACCAUAAAAACAUUGCAGCGUACAGGAGACAGAUUACAAGAAUUGUUAAAUGAAAAAAAUUAUCCUAGAGCAAUAUCAUUACUUUUAGAAUGUCAAAGUGCAGCGCAAACAUAUAAACAUUUUCAUUGCAUUGCUGCUCUAAAUGGAAAGUUACAAGAUAUAUUGGAACAAGCAGAGGAAGCCCUGGAUGUUACACUUUCAAAAAUGUGUACGCAAUUCGAUGUGACAAUAUACACAUCAAUACAAGAAGCUUACACUCUACUUGGAAAAACUCAAUCUGCAAUGGAUCAAUUGCAUAUGCAUUUCACUGCUGCGAUUCACAAUACCGCUUUUGCAGCUGUUCAUUCAUAUGCAGGUGGAGAUACAAAGAGGCAAUACAAACAACUUUGUCAAUCAGUGCCUCGUGAAAGUUGCAUUGCUUGUCUAACAGAAUUGUGUAAAUCAUUAUGGACAAUAUUAAGUUCUUACUACUUGGUAGUAAACUGGCAUAAUACACAAGAAAAUAAAGUUAAACUUAAAGCCGAUAUUAAAGAUUUAGAAGAAACCUUCAGCAAACAGUAUGUGAAACAUAAAUUAGAAAACAGUAUGAUUCGCGUAUGGCACGAUGUUGAAAUGAAGAUAUCGAUAUUUUUAAUGAACGCGGAUUUAACUUAUAUUAAAUUCGAACAGUUCGUUCAAGUUUUAGGUGUAGUUAACAGAUUAAUGGAAAUUGGAGAGGAGUUGUGCAAUUUCAAAUCAGAAAAUCUACAGGAGUCUAUAAGACAACAAUCUUUAUCAUACUUUUCUCAUUAUCAUGCAUCAAGACUAGACGAGCUUAGAAUAUUUUUAGAAAAUGAUGGAUGGGAAUUAUGCCCUGUUAAAUCCAAUUUCGUUGCGACUCAAUUGCAAGAAUUCAAAAGUUUAAAACCAUCACUGAAUAGUUGUAAAGUAUGGAACAAUUUAGAUAACUCUAAUGUUGGUGAAAAUGAUAAUCCUAUGGGAAUAGAAUGGAUCCAGAAAUAUUUAGAAGGAGGUGCAUCACCGUUUUCUAUAGGUCUAGAUGACACAAUGGAUGAAGAUAUUUUAAUAAAUAACGAGGAUAACCAUUUGGCAUAUUUUUCCGAUGAAUCUGAUGAUGAUAUUCCUGAUGAAUUAAAACGCGAAUAUGUCGAUGAUUCAGAUCACGUAAAAACGAACAAAAAAAAGGGUAAACUAAAAUUGUCGGGACCGAUGGUUACAAAUACUACACUGAGUAUAUUGCGUGUUUGUGGAAAGUAUUUGCAAAUGUCUAGAUUAUUGCGAUCAAUCGCGGUCACUGUCAUACAAAGUAUGAUACAGUUUUAUGAGCUGUGCUUUUAUACUGUACAUUUAUUCUUUACUUCAGAUCUGCAAAUAAAUAGCGAUUCCUUGUAUAGUCCAAAAUUAAAGUUAUCACUGGCAAGAAUUAAGGAGAAUUUAAUUAUUUGCGAGAAUGAUACCGAAGAUAAUCUCAAAUUAAAUUCUGAUAAAGUACGACAGCCGCAGCUCUCUACCAUUGUAAAUUUAUCGCAACCGGAAAAUCUUCAUGGCUUGACUGAACGUAUUGUAGCAGUGGAAUCCUUGAUAUUUUUAGGUAGACAAUAUGAAAGUUUGAAACCGUAUCUAGAACAUCUUAUUGGUGCUAGUCCACAACGUGGUUUUCUCCAUCAAUUUUACAUGCAAACUAUAGCAUCAACAACAGAUUUAAGAAAGCCGGUAUACAUGGCGGUGACAUCCCAAGCAUUCGAUGUUGCAAAUAUAUUAAAUUUAAUGAACAAAGUCAACUGGGAGGUGACAGAUGUCAUGUCCCAACAUAGCGGAUACAUUGAUGCUCUACUGCAGGAAAUAUACGUUUUAAACGAAAAGUUGAAAAAUAUUGGAAGUUGUCUUCCUUUGGCGGACGAUGUAUAUAUUGCUGUCUGGGAAAAUGUUGCACAUUUAAUAACUCAUACUUUGGUAGAAGGAUUUUCUAGUGCUAAAAAGUGUUCAAACGGUGGCAGAGCAUUGAUGCAACUCGAUUUCACGCAGUUGAAGUCAAAGUUUGAGACAAUGACUUCUUUGCGGCCGAUGCCGCAUAGAGAAUACGUUGAAUUAUACAUUAAAGCUUACUAUCUUCCUGAGAACAGUUUAGAAGAAUGGAUAAAAGAACAUAAGGAGUACUCUAUCAAGCAUCUAAUUGGCUUAAUUUCCUCAGCUUGUCAGAAUAAUAAAAAAACUCGACAACGUUUGAUAGCACUUAUAGAAGAGCAACGACCCAGUAGAUAGCAUAGGGCUAUACAUUACAAUACAUCUCAAGAUUAUGUCGAAAUAGGAAUUGCAUAAUGGACGAAUUUGUAGGAAUAACAAAAAAAAAAAAAAAGACAGAAAAAAGCGUGAAAAAAUGUAUUUUCUCUCUGUACAUAUUCGAAAACUUUUAUUAUGUAUCACCAAAGUAAGCAAACCAACUUAAAAACUCUCUAAUUUUCAUGACAUUUUUGUUUACUCA